Acanthisitta chloris (rifleman) is the source of this 1158-nucleotide messenger RNA. RefSeq names its product TOR signaling pathway regulator (gene TIPRL). Gene Ontology annotation, cellular component: cytosol. The transcript is spliced from 8 exons. Lineage: Eukaryota; Metazoa; Chordata; Aves; Passeriformes; Acanthisittidae. The record is from RefSeq and is a predicted model, not a curated record. Gene Ontology annotation, biological process: TOR signaling. The coding region runs from base 1 to 939 and encodes 312 amino acids.
AUGACUGGUAGCCAGCUGAAUAUGAGCCAGCAGUGUGCCCAGGUGGCCAAGAAUGCCAACGGCAUCCUUCCUGCAUAUCUGGAGAAGGGCAAUGGAGCUGGUGAAGGGUGUGGAAUACAAGUCAGUGAGGAGUGGCCAAGGGUGUUUAGCCUGGAGAAAACAAGGCUCUGGGAGGACCUGAUUGCUGUCUACAACUACUUGAAAGGAGGGUCUGUCAAAUUGGCUGAAGAGUUACACAUGCCUUCCCUGCCAGAGAUGAUGUUUGGAGACAAUAUCCUAAGAAUACAGCAUGAUCGUGGUUUUGGAAUUGAGUUCAAUGCUACAGAUGCUUUAAAAUGUGUCAAUAAUUGUCAAGGUAUGAUCAAAGUCGCUUGUGCAGAAGAGUGGCAGGAGAGCAGGAGUGAGACUGAGCACACUAAGGAAGUUGUCAAGCCAUAUGACUGGACGUACACAACAGACUACAAGGGAACAUUGCUGGGAGACACUGCAACAUUAAAGGUUGUUCCUACAACAGAACACAUAAAUACAGAGAAAUUGAAAGCCAGGGAACAGAUUAUGUUUUUUGAGGAAGUACUUCUGUUUGAGGAUGAACUUCAUGAUCAUGGAGUAUCAAGUUUGAGUGUCAAAAUAAGAGUUAUGCCUUCCAGCUUUUUUGUGCUGUUGAGGUUUUUCUUGCGAGUCGAUGGGGUACUUAUCAGGAUGAAUGACACAAGGCUUCAUCAUGAGGCUGACAAGGCUUACAUGUUGCGAGAAUACACUUCCAGAGAAAGCAAAAUAUCAAGUUUAAAGCAUGUUCCACCUUCUCUGUUCACGGAGCCUAACGAAAUCUCUCAGUAUCUACCCAUAAAGGAGACAAUCUGUGAAAAACUAGAAUUCCCAGAGAAGCUGGAGCCUAAACCAGAAGCCCCACUGGAAACCAUGUGUGUUAAGUCUAAAUAAACGUGACUUUAUAUGGACUCGAAGUAGACUGAAGAUAAUGUGAUCACAUAAUCAUUGUCAAGGGGGGCAUUUCACUGCUAGUGGAAUGAAGAAUUUGGCUAAUUUUUCUGUAGCCUUGAGAGAAAACAUUUCAAGCAGGUUUUGCUAAUGGUGUUUUUUGUGUUUUUUUUAACCUGUAUCUGGAGUUGGUGAUGGGCUGGUGGUGAGUUACAGUUUUCA